AUGGUGGGCGAGAAGGUUCUUCUAACAGUGUCUCCUAUGAAUGGCGUGAUGCAUUUUGGGAAGAAGGUAAAGUUGAGCGCGAGGUUUAUUGGGCCAUUUGAGAUCUUUGAGAGGGCUGGGGAGGUUGCUUACAGGCUUGCAUUCCUUCCUAGCCUAUCAGGGGUACAUUUGGCAUUUCAUGUUUCUAUGCUUUGGAAGUACCAUGAGGACAACUCGCAUGUUUAUGACUUCAGUACGGUUCAACUUGAUGAGAAUUUGGCCUACGAGGAGGAGCCGGUGGCUAUUCUUGCCCGAGAGGUUCGAAUGUAG
This is a messenger RNA of Nicotiana tabacum (common tobacco), 309 nucleotides long. RefSeq lists its product as uncharacterized. The record is from RefSeq and is a predicted model, not a curated record. Lineage: Eukaryota; Viridiplantae; Streptophyta; Magnoliopsida; Solanales; Solanaceae.